Molecule: messenger RNA, 261 nt
Organism: Phaeodactylum tricornutum CCAP 1055/1
Lineage: Eukaryota; Bacillariophyta; Bacillariophyceae; Surirellales; Neidiaceae
Exons: 1
Biological process (GO): proteolysis; protein catabolic process
Source: RefSeq, a predicted model, not a curated record
GAGACGUUGCCUGAAGAACAAAAAAGAAAGGAAGAAAUGUGGCGUGUCGUACUGCACAACGACGAAGUCCAUACGUUCAAUUAUGUGAUUCGCUCGCUCUGUAAGGUAAUUGGAACACUGGAUCGAAAAGCUGCUUUCGAAAUUUGCGUACAAACACAUGGCAUUGGCAAAGCGACCAUCACCAAAACAUGGAAGAAGCAAGCGGAACAGCACUGCCUAGGACUGCAACGGCAAGGAUUGACUGUCAGCAUUUCGCCAGAU